CGAGCGAGCCCGAGGCGAAGAGCUUCAGUGAGCUUUGCGGGCUUAGCAUCACAUGGGAACGGCUGGUGCCGAGCCGGGACAGGAUUGGCGCUCCGGGCGAUGGCACCCAGUCUUAAAGGCAAACGGAAAAAGAAGAGCGUUCCCAUGGCUGAGAGUGAAUCCCAGGAAGCUCCAGGUCUCUGCCCAGAGGAAAAACAUCAGGACAACCUGGAGAAGCUGGAACAAGUGGUAUCUCCAUCUGACAAGCAGGAUGCCCCCUCUGAAGCUGAGCAGAAGCCUCCCGAAGAGGAUUCGGGAGACGAGGAGAUGUUGAGUGGUGAGAAAGAAGAGGAACAGAUUUUUCUGGUCAACCUCUACAAGUUCAUGAAAGAGCGUCACACGCCAAUCGAGAGGGUGCCUCAUCUGGGUUUCAAGCAAAUUAAUCUGUUUAAAAUCUACAAAGCUGUGGAAAAACUCGGAGCUUACGAACUGGUGACGGGAAGACGUCUUUGGAAAAACGUUUACGACAUGUUGGGAGGCAGCCCGGGUAGUACCAGUGCUGCCACUUGCACCCGGCGACAUUACGAGAGGCUGGUCCUCCCGUAUGUCCGACACUUGAAAGGGGAGGAUGACAAGCCGUUGCCCCCAGUCAAGCCUCGAAAACAGUACAAGAUCUCGAAGGAGCCGAAGGGGGAUCGCGUGGCAGAGAAGAAGAAGACGAAGAAAGAGAAGAUGAGAGAUCCGAGUUUGCCGGAGAAAGUGAGGCCGGAUGUUGCUUUGGUCCCCAAACCUCCCAAUGGGACGGAGCCGAAUCACUACCGGGAGCAAACCGAGGGACGCCUCUCCCUACCCAACAGCCGAGAGAUGGAUGAGACUCAGCCCACCACCAGCUGCCUUGGAAACUGUCGAUCCCAUGGUUGCUCCGAGGCUUACACCCGGCUCUUCUCUAGCUUCUACUUCAAGGGGAACAAUGGCAUCAUGUCUCCCUUGGCGAAGAAGAAACUGCUGGCGCAGGUGAGCCAGGACGAAUGCUUGUACGCUCAUGAGAAGAAGCAUCUCAGCCACUGUCCCGAAUACAAGAAGAUCAGGGUCCGGGAAGUACCGGGCUUGGACUCUGAGGUUGGUCAUCUGCAGAAAGAGGCCCCAAAGACAGGAGCAGAGGGGAAUGGUUCCAGCAGAUCUCCAGGUUUUUCCCAGGUUGGGAAAGCCAAUGAAGGUUUGAUGAAAGCUCCUCCAAGUUUCAAGGAGGGCCCAGGGUCCAUGAAAGCAGAGGAGGAAAGCUCUGGUGCUCACCUGUCUACUGGGCCACCUGUCUUCUGUGGCUACUUCCACGCCACCAGCAGCACCGUCUUGAAACCUGUCAGCGGCCUUCGAGGACCGGUGGAAUAUUAUUCCAGCUUGAAGGAUCUCCCCGUGACUUCUCCAGCCUAUGCUAAGCCUGGAAAAGAUGCCCUGGGAGCAGCUGGGUCUCAGAAGAAGCAGGAGAGCUUGGAAGACCAACCUGAAGACCUCCGUAGGAAGUCAGGUCCACCAUGGAAAGCAGACCAUCAGCAAUCUUCUGCCUUAAAGGCAAGUGCCCUGAGCACCAAGGCAGGGUCUCCCCCAUUUCAAGCGGUCAAAGCUUCCUGGGUCCCACCUGUGGUCAACCUGGCGAAGGUCAGCCCACAGGUCUCCAAGAACGGAGGGCCACCUGUGUCUCCAGGUCAGGCGAGUAUCUCCGGGCAGAAGAAAAGAGCUUCAGAGGAGGACUAUUUCCUGCAUGGCAAGAAGCUCAAGGCAGUGUCCCCCUUCAUCAAGGAGGUAGACCCAAACAGUAGCCUGGAUCGAGGGAUGUCCCCCGGCGGGCAGCCGGGGAUAGCGAAGCCGAAGGCCACGGUGGCAGGGUCCAGAUUUCCAGUAGCUCCCAUGCCUCAUCUCCAGAACAUGUACAAGGGCACCAUGCUGAGGUUGCCCGUUAACUUUAGCGGCCCAGGAGAACAUCUCAAGGAACAGGGCCCUUCGCUGAUCCAGUCUCUCUCCAUCAACCCGUUUAUUAUCCCCGCCUUCCCAACCCCGCUAUUAACUGCCUCCGUCCAAGCGUCGGAUCUGGGCCAGUCUCUGGGCACGAGCCUCGUCCACUACCCCACUUCUUACGACAGCGCACUACGCCACCGGUUGUACCCGGUCUCGACAUGGCACAGCCAGCCGACCUACGCUUCUGCCCAUGUCCCGUCCUACCAUCGGAAUACAAAGCUGUAGCCCCCCUCAACCCAUGGACCCUCGGGGACUUGUCAUGUCUGAGAGCCCGCACCACGUUUGAGACCCCUGUGCGCGAGGGAUGUGUGAAUCCCCACGUCCGCGGCAUUUCGACACUUCGAUUCCCCCGCUUUUCCGAGCUCUUACUGAGGACCUUACAAAACAGGACCAUAUCACUUUAUUUUUUAAACUGCUCAAACGAUGAAACUGUCUUUGUAUCUGACACGGUAUGCAAAUAACUUGUGCUUAAAAAAA
Notechis scutatus (mainland tiger snake) is the source of this 2469-nucleotide messenger RNA. RefSeq names its product AT-rich interaction domain 5A (gene ARID5A). Lineage: Eukaryota; Metazoa; Chordata; Lepidosauria; Squamata; Elapidae. Gene Ontology annotation, biological process: regulation of transcription by RNA polymerase II. Gene Ontology annotation, cellular component: nucleus. Gene Ontology annotation, molecular function: transcription cis-regulatory region binding. The record is from RefSeq and is a predicted model, not a curated record.